AGCUAAACUAGCCUCCAACAGCUGAAAGUCAGCAUCAUCGCCACUCCUCCUGUAGGAAGGGCGCUCCCCGGAUAGCUAGCUGGCUAGCUGUACUCAGCAUAACGAUGGCAGUAAACCUCAGCAAAAACGGCCCUGCAUUAACUGCGGCAUAUAAAGAAGUAGUAGAUGAAAAGUCCAAUACCAACUGGGCCUUGUUCACCUAUGAGGGAAACAGCAAUGACAUUCGUCUGGCAGAAACAGGGGAUGGAGGACUGGAAGAGUUGGUUGAGGAACUCAACAGUGGAAAAGUGAUGUAUGCUUUCUGCCGAGUUCAGGACCCUAAUUCUGGUCUGCCCAAAUAUGUCCUCAUCAACUGGACUGGAGAAGGAGUAAAGGAUGCCAGAAAGGGAAUAUGUGCAAAUCAUGUCCUCUCCAUGGCCAAUUUUCUUAAGGGGGCUCAUGUCACAAUUAAUGCCAGAGCAGAGGAAGAUGUGGAACCUGAAGCGAUCAUGCAAAAAGUGGCUAAAGCAUCAGGAGCAAACUACAGCUUCCACAAAGAAACCUCGAGCCGUUUCCAGGAUAGUGGUCCUCAGGGGCCUGUGGGUUCAGUGUAUCAGAAAACCAACGCUAUGUCAGAAAUCAAGAAGACCAAUAAAGACAACUUCUGGGCACAGGCAGAGAAAGAAGAGGAAAAACGUCGACAGGAGGAGCGACACAAGGCUGAGGAGGAGCGCCAGAAGCUGGAAAGGGAGAGGAAAGACAGGGAGGCCAAGGAAUCGGUACUGAGGGAGAAAAGGGACAAGGAGAGGGCCUCUCAAAUCGAGCAACAGAAGAAGUACCAGCAGCAGCUGGAAGCUGAAAGUAAAGAGCAGGAGAAGCAGCGUUGGGAGGACCAGCAGGAGAAUGAGGCAGCCCAGAAGAAAUCAGUCAGGAGAGGUGAAUCAUUGGAGAAGGCCAAUGAGGCUGCCUCUCUAAUCUCUCAGCGUGCUGUGAACCCCAGAGAGAUGUUCAAACAGAGAGAGCGGGGAAUAACUCCCAGUGACUCAGAUGUGCCCCAUGCUGCCCCAGCUAGCCCUCAGCCAGGGCGUCUUCAAAGCCCUUUUCUGUCUAAGCAAGUGUAUGAAUCUGAGCAAGCCAGCUCACCUCAGUGCCAAGCUUCUCCUUCUCCUGUGCCAGCAGGCUCCGCCUCUCCUGUCCGUGCCACAGAACCUGAAGUAGAUGAUGGUGAGUCCAGGUGUGAGUAUGAUGAGCAGGAGCCAGCCCCCCAGCAGGAGUGUAAAGAGGAGGCACCGGCUGCCAACUCGUAUGUCCAGGAGCCCGUUUAUGAAGAGCCUGCUCAGGUGGAGGAAAGUAACUCCUAUGAGGUGACUGCAGAAGACACAGCAGAUAAAGGCAUCUGUGCCAGAGCCUUAUAUGACUAUCAGGCUGCUGAUGACACAGAGAUCUCUUUUGAUCCCGAUGAAAUCAUCACUGGAAUUGAGAUGAUAGACGAGGGCUGGUGGCGAGGGUAUGGCCCAGACGGCCAUUUUGGAAUGUUCCCGGCCAAUUACGUGGAGCUAAUUUAGCCUAGCACACACACCCUGCACUUUCCCACAGAUCACCAAUGAAUCGGGCCCCGAGGACCUCAGCAGUCAAACAACAUAAAGCAAAGUCAGUCCUCCCAUACAAGGGAUAAGGCUGAAAACGAGCAUACGAGGCUCUACAUUGCAGACCAACAAACACAGAUAAAAAUUGUGAGCUAAAAGAAGAUACCUCGUCAUUUCAAGAAAGUAAUUCCAUUAAAUUGUUGAUGUUAUACACAGCUGAUGGCAUAGUAUAAUAAUUUGUGAAGACUCAUAGACCAACCAAAAUUUCCCUAAUCCCCUCGCUGCCCCCAAAUACAGUAAGUCUCUUUACCUGUAGAUGUGAUGCAGUACAUCAGCCCUUAAGUCUUAAUUUCAGUUGUGAGAAUUAAUAGCACUUCGAGAUCACAUUCCUUACAAAGUGGCUUCAGUUCUAUUUCAGGUAUGAUUUUGUUGUUACUUGUAGCAGAUGCUCCUGUCCAUUUCAGGAAAAAAAAAAAAGUGGUACCAGCUACAGCCUAAUUUUUCGCCUUGUUUUUGCCUUUCU
Messenger RNA from Melanotaenia boesemani (Boeseman's rainbowfish), 2088 nucleotides. It is a transcript of the gene dbnlb, whose product is annotated as drebrin-like b. Gene Ontology annotation, cellular component: postsynaptic membrane; lamellipodium; cortical actin cytoskeleton. Gene Ontology annotation, biological process: positive regulation of axon extension; neuron projection morphogenesis; positive regulation of dendritic spine morphogenesis. Gene Ontology annotation, molecular function: actin filament binding. The record is from RefSeq and is a predicted model, not a curated record. The transcript has 15 exons. Lineage: Eukaryota; Metazoa; Chordata; Actinopteri; Atheriniformes; Melanotaeniidae. The coding region runs from base 105 to 1544 and encodes 479 amino acids.